AUGGCGGCCGACUGCAUACAUCCGAAAGAGCUUCAAAUUUGCAAAAGAAGAUUGCGAUUCCUGGAAUGGAAUCCUUCUGCUGAGACGAAUGUAAACCCACAGCUGUCGUAUGACAUCAUUCCCUUGUUUUUAGGCGCAGAUGUUUUGUCUGGGUGUUCCAAAGCUGUCUCUAAUUUGCCCAGAAUGCAUGCAAAAUUCGCAAAGGAAGGGUUGGCUGUCAAGGUCAAUUUUCCAGUCUCUGUGCGAUUACAGGGAGUACAUGGUUCUUCUCGUGGUAUUUGGUUCUACUCUAUUCAAGGACUUUUUAGAGUCUGCUUUGAGUACUAUAACCGCAAAGAACAACUAGCAUGCCUGUCACAACUUUUUCCCUUGUGGAAGGAGAGAUUUUCAGAUCCCCUCUUUCAACGAGAAAUCAACCUUUUUAGGUUUGAGACUUCAAGCUUUGUGGGAAUUUCUGAACAAGCACGUAUGAAUAAUGCCGAGGAAGCAGAAGAUACAAGUGUAAUAAACACAUCUGACUCAAAUGACGAUGGGAAAAACAAUUUUUGCUUUACAGAAAGCAGAUACACUCAAACUUCAGAACCUUACACUCUUGCUGUAAAUUCUUUUCAGAAAGGAAAGGGUUCUUGUAUAACACCAAUAGGGAAACAGUGUAUUGAGGAGAUACAAAGACUUUAUAAACAUGAACACCAAUCUGAAUUUGAUGCUCUUGCAGAAACUACAAUGAGAAUUUUGAGAGAGUUUGAAGCUCAACAGUCAGAAGGUCGUAGCAGAUCAUCUGGGAUACUUUCAGCAAUUAGCAAGAUCCUUGGUGAUGAAUUGUACAAAUUCCAAUUGGAGAUAAAUGAAAGAGUUACUGAGUUCAAGAAAAGACAUAUUACAUCAAUCAACAACCUCCCACCAUCUUCACUGCUUGUUAAAGAACUCUUCCCAGAUUGUAUGAGGCUGUUGUUGUUACACUGGAUGGGAAACAAGGAUGGGGAAAAUGUAAACAGUAUUAUCCAGGUUAUUCUGGAGCUAGUUAAUACAAGCCUUGUAUCAGGUGUAGCUCAUGUACUUUAUUCAAGACUGAUCCGAACAGAUACAGUGUAG
This is a messenger RNA of Porites evermanni, 1092 nucleotides long. The record is from the annotation of a GenBank genome assembly. Lineage: Eukaryota; Metazoa; Cnidaria; Anthozoa; Scleractinia; Poritidae.